UGUGCUAUUUAAAUUUCAGUAUUAGAAUAGUUUAAAUUUAUUAUUUGGGUAGCUGAAUUUCUUUUCCGUAUGAGUUAAUUGGUCUUUGGUUUUCGUUUGUUUUUCUUACUUCUAUUUCUUGUUUAAAUUCGGCAUUAUUCAAUUCAAUCUUUGUUAGUAAGCUUGGGUUAGCUGCCCGCAGGGGCAUGGUUGAGUGGUUGGGAGGUGGAUCUCCCAUGUGGGAGACCUGGGAUCGAAUCCAGCCCCCAUCUAUCACUCAUCCAUAGCUCAUCGCAUGGGGCUUGCCUAGUGCAGUUUACGUCGUAGUUUGUGAGCUAUUGCACAGUGAGCAAGUUACCACAAAGUGCUCACCCGAAUGGAAGAAGUUGUGGGUUUCCAGAAAAGAAAGAACUUGGGUUAGCUUUUUUAUUGGUUUUCAACGGUUCUUCAAUCUUUCCUGUCCUUUCUUCCAAUGGCUUCUAGAUCUCACAGAGGAGGUGAUUUCUACAGUGCUGCUUCCUACAGAUGCAGUGAUGGAUUGAGUACGAGGCAAGUAGGUGGUUCAGAUGAAAUACAGUUGCGGAUUGAUCCGAUGCACGGAGACCUAGAUGACGAGAUCACAGGUCUUCGCAAGCAAGUAAAACAACUCAGAAAUGUAGCACAAGAAAUUGAGUCGGAAGCAAAGUAUCAGAAUGAUUUUAUUAACCAACUGCAAAUGACAUUGAUCAAAGCUCAAGCAGGAAUAAAGAAUAACAUGAGACGGUUGAACAGGAGUAUCAUCCAGGAAGGGUCAAACCAUGUGAUGCAUGUGGUUCUUUUUGCACUAUUGUGCUUCUUUGUGAUAUAUUGGCUGGCCAAGUUUUCACGGAGAUAAGGGCAAACCCCUGUCUAUCUAUGCUGAUUUGCUGAUCCUGCCAAAGUUCUGUUGACGGCAAUCUUUUCAAGCCAUGAAACAAAUGCUAAGCAGUGAUAGGUUUUUAGUGAUUGGGGGAGCAAGGGAACUCCAAAUAUUAGUCUUAUGUAAAGUUUCCCAAUCUGUAGAAAAGCAUUGUGGUAACAAAAAUCAUAUGGCAAAAAAAAUCUUAGUGAAGAGAGAGAUUAUAAAUUUUAUGAUACGUAUUGUUUGCUAUCUCAUUAAAAACCUUGAUGGAAUAGAAUCUCGGCUAAGAGAAAAAGCGUACAAUACAUAUUUUACGCUCGUUGAAAAUAUCAUUUGAUACUCUAAAGAUGACAUGUUCGAAUGUUGUAUAUCAGCUUUUUGAA
Molecule: messenger RNA, 1242 nt
Organism: Capsicum annuum
Lineage: Eukaryota; Viridiplantae; Streptophyta; Magnoliopsida; Solanales; Solanaceae
Product: bet1-like protein At4g14600
Exons: 5
Coding region: 452-853 (133 amino acids)
Source: RefSeq, a predicted model, not a curated record